Molecule: messenger RNA, 2072 nt
Organism: Sorghum bicolor (sorghum)
Lineage: Eukaryota; Viridiplantae; Streptophyta; Magnoliopsida; Poales; Poaceae
Product: probable pectinesterase/pectinesterase inhibitor 51
Exons: 2
Coding region: 316-1935 (539 amino acids)
Biological process (GO): cell wall modification
Molecular function (GO): pectinesterase inhibitor activity; pectinesterase activity
Source: RefSeq, a predicted model, not a curated record
UGGCGGGAACCAAACACCGCUUUAAUUUUUAGCACCCAGAUCCAAACAGAUCGUUAGACUGGGCCUUGUAGUAUUGAUCAUAGUCCCCAGAUUAUCUACUCAAAUCAAGAAAAAAAAUGGAAAUCAUCAGGAACGAUUCACAGCCGGGAGACAUUCCUCCCUACCUUCCGUUCCGUUACAUCUGCACUAGUCAAAAUCACCAUUCAACCCUUCUCCAUCCGCAAUAUAACCACCCCGGCCGCCGCGCAGUCCAGUCCAGUAGCCACUCCGCUCAUCACAGUCGCGCGCCCACACAACGCCGUCUAACCAUCACCAAUGCCUCCUGCAAUUCGACUCCUUCCCCUCCUCAUCCUCGUCCUCUUCCACCUCCCCGUCUCCCUCUCCUCCCGCCACCAUCGCCAGCGUCCCCCGUCCCCGUCCCCGGCCCCGGCGUCCUCUGAUUCGGCGCCACUAGCGGCCCUCCUGGCCUGCAACGCCACCCGCUUCCAGCCGGCCUGCGUCUCCACGCUCUCCGGCGCCGCAUCCGAUGCCUCCACCGCCGACCUCCUCGCCGCGACGCUCUCCACGCUCCGCGCGCGCCUCCCGCCCGCCGUCACCACGGCCAAGUCCGUGCUGGCGUCCUCCUCCAACGUGAACCUCACCACCGCCGCCACCAACUGCCUCACGUUCCUCGCGCUGUCCUCGCACCGCCUCUCGCCGUCCCCGUCGCCGUCGCUGAUCUCGGCCUCCACGGCGAUGCUCCACCUCUACGACUGCUGGUCCGCGUACAAGUACGUCAACUUCUCCCGGACCAUCUCCGACGCCAUGGCCUACCUCGACGCCACCAUCACCGUGAACAGCAACUACAUCUCCAUGCUCGCCGCGCGGCAGCGGUACGGCGACGACACGUCCCUCUGGCGCCCCCCGCAGACGGAGCGCGACGGGUACUGGCCGCCCCCCGCCGCCGCGGCCUCGAAGGCGGCCGACGUGGAUGCGCUCGGCGUGCCCAAGGGCCUGCCGGCGAACGCGACCGUGUGCGGCGCCGGGUGCGACUACAAGACGGUGCGGGAGGCGGUGGCGGCCGCGCCGGACUACGGCGACGGCGCGUUCGUGGUGCACGUGAAGGAAGGGGUGUACAAGGAGACGGUGAGCGUGCCGUGGGAGAAGACGAACGUGGUUCUCGUCGGCGACGGCAUUGGGAAGACGGUGAUCACCGGCAAUCUCAACGCCGACACGUCCGGCGUGUCCACCUUCAACACUGCCACCGUAGGUGUGCUCGCGGACGGGUUCAUGGCGCGCGACCUGACGAUCGCCAACACGGCGGGUCCCGACGCGCACCAGGCGGUGGCGUUCCGGUCCACGGGUGACCGCACGGUGCUGGACGGCGUGGAGCUGCUGGGUCACCAGGACACGCUGUACGCGCACGCCAUGCGGCAGUUCUACACCCGGUGCCGCGUCGCGGGCACCGUCGACUUCGUCUUCGGCAACUCCGCGACGGUGCUCCACGACACGGCCCUGGUCGUCCUGCCCCGGCAGCUGCGGCCGGAGAAGGGCGAGAACGACGCCGUCACGGCGCAGGGUCGCACCGACCCGGCGCAGCCCACGGGGAUCGUCCUCAGCCGCUGCGCCGUCAACGGCAGCGACGAGUUCCUGGCGCUGUACCGCGAGAACCCCGGCGUGCACCACGUGUACCUGGGACGUCCCUGGAAGGAGUACUCCCGGACGGUGUACCUCGGGUGCACGCUCGCGGAGAUCGUGCAGCCGCAGGGGUGGAUGCCGUGGAACGGGGACUUCGCGCUCAAGACGCUCUACUACGGCGAGUACGACAGCGCCGGACCUGGCGCCGGCGCGGCGAGCCGGAGGGUGGCGUGGAGCAGCAAGGUGCCCAAGGAACACGUCGACGCCUACAGCGUCGCCAACUUCAUACAGGGGCACGAGUGGAUACCAAAAGUGUAGGUAGUACUGCCGUAUCGUGUAAUAACUGUAGUAGUAGAGAAUGUAGCAAUCGUGUCAAACAGUUGACACGGUGCUUCCUGACGUUGAACACGAAUAAAACCAGUCUGCCGCGAUAACGAUCGCCAUGAACAAGAACA